GAUCUUUAUUCCAUGCGUACAAAAAGCUACUAAAUUUCCACGCGGAGGAAAAUUAAUUGUCCUAAUGUUUAUAAAAUUCCAAAAGUAAAUCCUGUCGCGCGAGCAUAGAUUACCCAGAAACACUCGUGUUCACACGAAUCAUGAAGGCUGUAGAGUUGGUAUAUAAACAGAGACAGGCUAGAAUACAAAUAAACAAAUAGCGGACUUAUAGGUACAUUUUUAUUUUAACGCAUGCGCAAAGGCGACUGGGAAGCUCGCGUUGCGCACUCUACGUGCCCUCCGCUCCGCCCGAAACAUCGGCACCACACGUUCCGACACCGAACAAAACUAAAUUGGUGUCAUGAAUAAAAACAAUAAUAGAUAGCAUUAAAAUUAUCACCACAUUCACCAUGGGCAACCAGCUUACAAACGAAGCUUACGUAUUCGCCUUCAAAACCUUCCUCUUGGGCUUCAAUUUCUUGUUUUUGGCUACAGGUAUACUUCUUCUCGUGACGGGAAUCUGGGCCACAUUCGACUUGUACACCUAUGUAGAAUUGGAAUAUCCUGAAAUUUCCGGAACGGCCCCGCAGCUGCUAAUAGGCAUCGCUGGACUGAUUAUUGUGGUUACUUCCGUUGCAUUCUCCUGCAUAAUCAAGGGACAACCUGCUCUCCUUUUUAUUUACGGCGCCAUCCUGGCAUGCAUCUUCAUGAUGGACGUUGGCGUGGGAGCGGCGGUGUGCGUCUACCAACACACCUUCGCCAAGGGCCUGUAUGACGGUCUCACCCGAACGCUGGCUUCGAACAUCCCAAAAAAAGACAAUUUGAACUUCGCUCAGGCUACGCUACAUUGUUGCGGUGUUUCGAACUACACAGACUGGACGCGGUUAUCCCCACAGAGAGUAAUACCGACCUCUUGCUGCUUGGACCCUAAUAACUGUAUCACAGCAAAUUAUAUGGACGUCUAUCAGAGGGGCUGCUAUGAGGUGAUAGUGGAAUAUUUAACGAACAACAUGAACUUUUUGUAUGGCAUCAUGAUUGUAACGGGCUCGCUGCCCAUACUAGGCACCUUCCUGUCAUGUUGCCUGGCAAAGUAUAUUAAAAAAUCGAAUUAUGACGCCAUGAAUUAAAAUAUUUCGUAACA
Messenger RNA from Ostrinia furnacalis (Asian corn borer), 1120 nucleotides. RefSeq names its product tetraspanin-7. The transcript is spliced from 5 exons. The record is from RefSeq and is a predicted model, not a curated record. Lineage: Eukaryota; Metazoa; Arthropoda; Insecta; Lepidoptera; Crambidae. Gene Ontology annotation, cellular component: plasma membrane. Bases 390 to 1106 code for a protein of 238 amino acids.